AUGCCCGAAGCCUUUCGGGAACACCGCGGCGGAGAGCAUGAAAACCCACGUGCGAAUAGCUUUGCAUUGAACUCACGCCAUUCGUUUGCAUCUGCCUUUCGGCCAGGCAGCCUCCGUUCCUUCCAAUCCGCUGCACUCCUCAACGUGCCAGCUUCGCGACCAAUUGAGAUUCUACCGCCUCAGGAGAAUCGCUUUCCCUCUCAAACAUCAAAUGGACCUACAGCUGUGGACCAUCAUGCAUCCGCAUCUCCAGUCGCGAAGGCGGACUUCGGAAACAAGAAAACAAAGCUCGUGUCUGCUAGUGCGAAGAUCGAAGUCAAGCCGAGAAAAAUCAAGCCGAAACCCGCUGAAUACCUUUCCAAAGCCCUACGAAACGGAGGGCACAGCCUUGGGCAUGGCGAUCAAUUGACCAGCAUUAAUUGCGUUCCUCAUAAAUUCGCCCCUGGCAAUCGCAACGAGCAAAAGACAGCCGGUCGCCCCAAAAAGCCAUCCUUGCCGGUUAUACUCGGAGAGUAUAUUCGCGAAGUCGAUCCCUUACUCUCGCUGGCUCCGUCAGCGCGUGUAGAGAAAGAUCUGGAUGAUGCUCUCCAACUUGUCUUUAGGGACACGAAUAACGAAUACCUGGCCUCACGGGGCUAUACCUGCACCGAUGUCACUUCCUGGGCGUGGGUCCUGACAAGCCGCAGCCCCCAUGAAGCCGCAGUGCGCUUGUUCUCGUUGGAAACCGACAAGGCGCGAUCCGACUCGACGGGUCCGGCUACUCCACCCUUUAUAACACUCCAUCUUCUCCGACAACAAGACAUUGAUGCACACACCUUCCGCUUGCUUUUGAUACACUCUUUACACUUGAUGAGCGGUCAACCGCUGCCUCCCAGCGACAGUCCCACUCAGCCGGUUGAGAUGGAUCCCGAACCACUUCCCAACAACUGCUAUAUCAGCCUUGACUUGGGAACUUGCAUGAUUUUAGUGGCUCGUUUGAUACGUCAUGCUCGACGGGUGUGGCCACCCGCCCUCCUUGCAGUUGCUCGUGCAUUCGCUCAAUUUAUUACCUCGCCAAGAAGAAAUGCAGCUCGAGGUUCGGCAGAGGAAGGGAGCCAUGAUGACCGUGUGAAGACCGAAAAACUCAACGAGUGCCUUUGGCUACUUUCUCUCCCGACCAAUAUAUCACCAUAUCGUUCUACUCCAAUUCAACAGCAAGCUCAGUUCGAGCUACUGAGGUCUAUGGCUGCCCAUAAACCCGUUCUCCCCGUCACAAGACAAGGAUACCGAGCAGUCGUUGCCAUUCAACUAGCUCACAAGAAGACAUUUGAAGAGCGACAGUCUGCCGAAUUAAAAGCUCCGUCAUGGCCACCCUGGAAAGAAGAAAAGCUUGGAAUCGACUCUUUACGUGGUAAUGAUGGGAUGUUCAGCCGUGCCAUGCAGGUUCUUUCGCAAAUGGCGGAUGCUGGCUACUCUCGUCGUCUUUGGGAAGAUAUAUCCUCGAUUUUGGCAGGCUGGGACACGGACCACAGCCCGACAGUACAGACGAGGGCUGUAGUGCGUCGCCCGCACAGUCUUCCUGAUACCCAAGCCUUCAAGCCGAAUCACCACGAGAUAUGGGUUGCGCGAAUACGCGCUACGAGGACUAUCCGUGAAGCCUGGGCUUGUUUCCUCGCCUACGAGAACCAAAAUCUUCCCCCGAAGGGAGCGAUCUUCGCUGCGAUGGGGGAAAAAUUAGUCUACCAGAAAAAUGCAGUUGAGCACAGAUUCGACUACGCAGGCUCUGCUCUCCCAGGUGAUGGUCGUGAGGUCCAUCCUGAACCGGCUUCCGCCCGUGAUAUCAUAUAUGUGCCUACGGAGCCUCCUACAUUGGAUGAAUUUUUGGAGCAAAUGCUCGCACACGGCUUCCGGCCUUCGGGUCGUUUCCUGAGCUUACUUCUUCAGUCAGCGUCUUCGAUGCACUCGGGGCUUCGAUACCUCACAUACAGUGACCUGACCGACUCUCAAGUCGCAACCUUGACAAUGGUGCAAGCUGAUACACGGAAAUACCUCACAAUUGACCUAGAGUCUUUCCACGCUGUGCCUGAUUCAAUAUUUGCUUCAUUUGUGAAGCUCAUGUGUGCUCAUUCAACCAUUGCCACCUCGGUGGUCCACAGCCACAACAUACUGACAGCUGAUCGAUUCCCCGCCCUCGUGGCUCACGGGCACCCAGACGGGCGAAAUAUUGAUUUGCUGGCUCAUGCUCGGGAGCAUCCAGAGGACAAUCGAUACCCGCUAGCAUUGUGGCAUGCUAUUCAGUUGACAAAUUUGAGACGCAGUCCCUAUCCGCCAGCGUGGAAGCAUAUUCUGUCCACCUUAGCCCGGGGAAAUUUUGGGGGAAUUCAUGGAUCCAGAACUCAAAGUCUGCAGCGCAUUCUAGCUUGGCAUCAGAUUCUUAAGAUCCUGGGGUGGAUGCGCCAGCGUGAUGUCGAACUUGGUGAUCAUGGCUUUCAAACACUCUGUGUAGCGUUCACCAAAGCUAUUGAUGCAGCCUACAGAUAUCCGGGCACUGCAGAACAAAGUUUCCUGUUGAUCCACAAGGCUCGCAUUCGCCGCCUCAAGGACACAGAUGAAGGUGACAAUGAUUUUGAAGCCUUCCUACAGCAUGCGCUACAAGUCUUGAAACACCAGUUUGAUUAUCUUGUUCUCCCUGCCUCCAAGACAUCGGUGCAUGCGGAGCGGAGUGUGUUUGCCGCAUCUGGUGCAUCUGAUGUUCAUCCCUCUGUGCCCUCAAUCCUUCAUACACCGUCGCCUGCUACUCUUCAUGCAUUUGUCCGGGCCAUGGGCUUGAUUGGAGAUGACGAAGGGUUGUUGCAUCUGUUGCAGUGGAUGAGCCAGUCAGCUGAUGUACUUCGCGACGCUGCGGAUGAACACUCGAAUGGAGACAGGAUGAUGCACCGGACCCUUGUGGCGAUCAGGGUGUUCUUGGAACGACGACAUGAACGAACGGUUGACCAUCGGGUACCGUCGGACGUGGUGCAGGAGGCAUACGACCUUGUCAGGCGGACAGGCUGGGACUGGCCAAGUGAUGCGGAAGUGGAGGAUUAUUGCCUCUGA
This is a messenger RNA of Penicillium brevicompactum, 3075 nucleotides long. RefSeq lists its product as uncharacterized. The coding region runs from base 1 to 3075 and encodes 1024 amino acids. The record is from RefSeq and is a predicted model, not a curated record. NCBI's taxonomy places the organism in Eukaryota, Fungi, Ascomycota, Eurotiomycetes, Eurotiales, Aspergillaceae. The transcript is spliced from 2 exons.